Molecule: messenger RNA, 1950 nt
Organism: Thyridium curvatum
Lineage: Eukaryota; Fungi; Ascomycota; Sordariomycetes; Thyridiales; Thyridiaceae
Exons: 3
Coding region: 1-1950 (649 amino acids)
Biological process (GO): mitochondrial glycyl-tRNA aminoacylation
Cellular component (GO): mitochondrion; cytoplasm
Molecular function (GO): ATP binding; glycine-tRNA ligase activity
Source: RefSeq, a predicted model, not a curated record
AUGGCUCCGUCAACAACUCUCAAGGGUGAUCAAUUUGAUUGCGCUCAGUUUGAGGCGCUCGUCAAGCGCAGGUUCUUCUUCUCGGAGUCUUUCGAGAUCUACCGUACCGCACCAAACUUCCAGGGCGAUAACCGCGGCCUCUACGAUUAUGGCCCUCCCGGCUGCGCGUUGCAGACGAACAUUGUCGAUGUUUGGAGAAAGCACUUCGUCCUAGAAGAGAAUAUGCUGGAAGUGGACUGCACCGUCAUCACGCCGGAGACUGUUCUCAAGACAAGUGGCCAUGUGGACAAGUUCGCGGAUUGGAUGUGCAAAGAUCUUGCCAAGGGAGAGUACCUUCGAGCGGAUCAUUUGGUCGAAAACGUGCUGCAAUCUCGUCUCGCCUCAGGCGCCAAGGGCACGACAAAGAAGGACCCAAAGCUUGAUGAGGCAACCAUCAAGCUAUACAAUGAAAUCCUAGCCCAGAUCGACAACUAUGAUGGCCCAGAACUAGGGCAAUUAAUCAAAGAACACGAUAUUCGAAAUCCAGAUGGCAACGGCGAAGUGCAACCUCCGAUCCCAUUCAAUCUUAUGUUCAGAUCCACAGUCGGCCCCAGCGCGGCAGCUCCUGUCUAUCUGCGACCUGAGACCGCUCAGGGACAGUUUCUCAACUUCCGGAAGCUUCUCGAAUUCAACCAGGGAGCAAUGCCCUUCGCUUCUGCAAGCAUCGGUAAAUCUUACCGCAACGAAAUCUCGCCGAGAUCCGGUCUCCUUCGAGUCCGAGAAUUCCUUAUGGCUGAGAUAGAAUAUUACGUUGAUCCCGAUGCGAAGGAACAUGAACGCUUCCAUGAAGUCACUAGUCUUGAGUUGCCUCUCCUCGCCAAACAGACGCAGCUUGAUGGGAAAACCACACUUCGAAAGAUGUCUAUUGAGGAUGCAGUCAAGUCUAAAACCAUUGACAACGAGACGCUUGGCUAUUUCCUUGGCAGGAUCAUGCUCUUUCUUUUGAAGGUUGGUGUUGAUCCUUCCAAGCUCCGCUUCAGACAACAUCUGGACAAUGAGAUGGCACAUUACGCCUGUGAUUGCUGGGAUGCUGAGCUUUUCACGAGCCAUGGAUGGAUUGAGUGUGUUGGAUGUGCUGAUCGAAGCGCAUACGACCUCACAGUGCAUUCGAAUUUCACAGGCUACCCACUAACCGUCAGGGAAUUGCUUCAAACAGGUCCAAUCAGGGUGGAAGUAUGGCAAGCGUUGUUGGACAAGAAGCUCGUCGGACCAAGGUUCAAGCGAGAUGCCAAGGUGGUGCAGGAUAGUGUUGAGGCCUUGGCACAGCCUGUUCUUGAAAAGCUCGCCGCAGAUCUGGAAAUCAAUGGCAUCAUAACUCUUGAUACCAUCAAGCCCCUGGCAGAUGGCCGAUCGGCCGUGGAGCUUUCGAAGGACCUCCUCACAAUUAAGAAGGUCGCUCAUCUUCAGACUACUCGACAAUACACCCCGAACGUCAUCGAGCCGUCGUUUGGCAUUGGCCGUAUCCUCUACUCUGUACUGGAGCACACAUACUGGCAUCGACCCCAGGAUGCUGCAAGGGCUGUGCUGUCGUUGCCACUGGCCGUGGCGCCAACCAAGGUCCUGAUUGUACCUCUCUCUGCCCAACCUCAGUUCGUACCAAUCACGCGCCGAUUGUCUUCUAGACUCAGAGCAUUGGGUAUCUCGAACAACAUCGACUCAUCCAGCGCCUCAAUCGGCAAACGGUAUGCUAGGAACGAUGAACUCGGCACUCCGCUGGGUAUCACAGUGGACUUUGACACAGUCGUGAAUGGGUCCAUCACACUCCGGGAUCGGGACAGCACGGCCCAGCUCCGUGGCUCCGAAGAUGAUGUUUUGAAGGCAGUCAAGAGUCUGGUUGGCGGCAACGAGUCCUGGGAAGAGAUUGCUCAAUACCUGAAACCUUUCUCCACCCUAGAGCAAGAUGAGAGUUGA